Messenger RNA from Prinia subflava (tawny-flanked prinia), 987 nucleotides. Its product is annotated as olfactory receptor 14C36-like. The transcript has 2 exons. NCBI's taxonomy places the organism in Eukaryota, Metazoa, Chordata, Aves, Passeriformes, Cisticolidae. Gene Ontology annotation, biological process: G protein-coupled receptor signaling pathway; detection of chemical stimulus involved in sensory perception of smell. The coding region runs from base 1 to 987 and encodes 328 amino acids. Gene Ontology annotation, cellular component: plasma membrane. The record is from RefSeq and is a predicted model, not a curated record. Gene Ontology annotation, molecular function: olfactory receptor activity; G protein-coupled receptor activity.
AUGGCCAAAAUUAAAAGUUGGAGUGAAGAAAUGUCCAACAGCAGCUCCAUCAGCCACUUCCUCCUGCUGCCAUUGGCAGACACGCGGCAGCUGCAGCUCCUGCACUUCUGCCUCUUCCUGGCCAUCUCCCUGGCUGCCCUCCUGGCCAACAGCCUCAUCAUCAGCGCCGUAGCCUGCGGCCACCUCCGGCACAGCCCCAUGUUCUUCUUCCUGCUCAACCUCUCUGUUCUUGACAUGGGCUUCAUCUGCACCACUGUCCCCAAAGCCAUGCACAAUUCCCUCUGGAACACCAGGACCAUCUCCUACGCAGGAUGUGCUGCACAGGUUUUUCUGAUUUUCUUCUUCUUUGGAUCAGAGCUUGCGCUUCUCACCAUCAUGUGCUACGACCGCUACGUGUCCAUCUGCAAACCCCUGCACUACGGGACCCUCCUGGGCAGCAGAGCUUGUGCCCACAUGGCAGCAGCUGCCUGGGCCAGUGCCUUUCUCUACGCUGUCAUGCACACAGCCAAUACAUUUUCCCUGCCCCUGUGCCAUGGCAAUGCCCUGGGACAGUUCUUUUGUGAAGUGCCACAGCUCCUCAAGCUCUCCUGUUCACACUCCUACUUCAGGGAACUUGGGCUUCUCAUAGUUUGUGCUUUUCUGUUAUUUGGUUGUUUUGUGUUCAUUGUUUUCUCCUAUGUGCAGAUCUUCAGGGCUGUACUGAGGAUCCCCUCUGAGCAGGGACGGCACAAAGCCUUUUCCACCUGCCUCCCUCACCUGGCUGUGGUUUCCCUGUUUGUCAGUACUGCCAUGUUUGCCUACCUGAAGCCCCCCUCCAUCUCCUCCCCAUCCCUGGAUCUGGCCCUGUCAGUUCUGUACUCUGUGGUUCCUCCAGCCCUGAACCCCCUCAUCUACAGCUUGAGGAACCAGGAGCUCAGGGAUGCCCUGCGGAAAACGAUGACUGGAUACUUUUCAGAACCAAAAAAGUGUUUGUUUUCUGCUGCGUAG